AUGUCGAACGUCCGGCGGGCUAUUCUCCUCGCGAUCUUCUGUCUCGCGCUUUUUGUGGAUGCAUUCAUGACGAGCGCCAUGAUUAUCUGUCUUGACAGCAUCGGUUCUGACUUCAAUCAAUCUACAUCCAUCCUUUCAUGGGUGCUAACGGCUUACAGCCUGACAUUUGGCUCUUUCCUUCUCCUUGCUGGCCGUAUCUCGGAUAUUUAUCACCCCAAACCAGUCUUUAUUGCAGGAUUCUAUCUUAUUGGAUUCCUUGGAAUAGGAGCUGGCUUUGUUAAGAACAUUAUCGGACUCAUCAUCAUCCGUGCCAUUCAAGGCAUAGGAGCAGCGAUGACGAUACCCUCGGCAACCGCAAUGCUCACCGCGACGUAUCCUGCACCCAAAGCUCAAGGAAUAGCUCUAACACUGUUUGCCGCAGCAGGAACCCUUGGGCUCUGUCUGGGUUUCGUGCUUGGGGGUAUUAUUGUGCAACUCGCGUCGUGGCACUGGGUGGUAUGGGUAGUCCCCAUGGUCACAGUUCCGCUUUCAACAAUAUCAAUUUUCCUUAUUCCCGGGAAGCGGGAUAGGGACGGACAUAAGGACAAAAAGAUGGACAUCCCCGGCGUCCUCGUUCUGACCGGUUCAAUAAUCCUCCUUAUCUUCGCGCUCUCUCAGGCACCCGAUUCAGGAUGGGGAACAGCACGGGUGCUGGCCCCCCUGAUUGUCUCUGUUUUCAUGAUGGUCGCAUUCUUCAUCUGGCAGACUCGCCUGCAUGAAGAACAUGCUUUAAUUCCGCCAAAGAUGUGGUUCAUUCCGAACUUCCUGGUUUAUAUUUUUGUGUCGUUCUGCACUCAAAUAUACCUUACGGGCCCGAUUCUGGUCUUCAGCGAGUACUGGCCGGUAGCAUAUGGGUGGAACCCAUUGACAAUUGGUUUACAUGUGUUACCGAUGGGGUUGACCUCCACAAUUGUUUGCGUUGUUCUCCCACGCCAAAUUCUUGCGCUUCCCCCUCGAGUCGCCCUAAUCGGAGCAAACUCCAUGGCAGGCGUCUUCUCCAUCCUAAUGGCAUUUGCGUCAUCUAGAGAGCGGUAUUGGAGCCUCGUUUUUCCGUCAAUGAUUCUUAUCACAGUUGGUUCCUCCGCUGCUUACAUGAUCUCCAAUGUUGGGAUUAUUACCUCUGUCCCUCCGGACAAAGUUGGUGUUGCCGCAGCAAUUUUCAGUGCUGCUCAACAAGUCGGUGGGGCAAUCAAUGUCGCUAUAAUUACAACUAUUCUCGUCCAGGUCUCAAACGAUCAUCCAUUCCCGUCUUACAAGGGACCCUCUUCGGCGAUGUGGUUUAUCGUUGCUCUGGGCUUGGCACAAACAAUCAUGGUCAUCAUUUUCUUGAGGCCACGUACGACUCCGAUGCUGCAGAAGUCCGAGUCUUCCGAUACCACAGUUGGAGAAAUCCAGAUGCAAGCAAAGAAGGUAGAGGCUUGA
Fomitiporia mediterranea MF3/22 is the source of this 1461-nucleotide messenger RNA. RefSeq names its product MFS general substrate transporter. Gene Ontology annotation, cellular component: membrane. Gene Ontology annotation, biological process: transmembrane transport. The coding region runs from base 1 to 1461 and encodes 486 amino acids. Lineage: Eukaryota; Fungi; Basidiomycota; Agaricomycetes; Hymenochaetales; Hymenochaetaceae. The record is from RefSeq and is a predicted model, not a curated record. Gene Ontology annotation, molecular function: transmembrane transporter activity. The transcript has 7 exons.